This is a messenger RNA of Daphnia pulicaria, 3316 nucleotides long. Its product is annotated as dipeptidyl peptidase 9-like. The record is from RefSeq and is a predicted model, not a curated record. Gene Ontology annotation, molecular function: serine-type peptidase activity; dipeptidyl-peptidase activity. The coding region runs from base 136 to 2619 and encodes 827 amino acids. The transcript has 15 exons. Lineage: Eukaryota; Metazoa; Arthropoda; Branchiopoda; Diplostraca; Daphniidae. Gene Ontology annotation, biological process: proteolysis.
AGCUGGGAGUGGAAGCCAAACUUCUGCUACUGUCAGAAAAUUUGCCACACAGAAACAAGAGUGUCAUCAUUUUGACAUCUAACACUUUCGAAAUCUUCCUAGUUGGAAUCCUUUGUCCACUGUAGGACUCGGAUCAUGGAGGACAACCACCUUGUAAACAAUCCCAGAACAAAAAACUGGGGGGAUUCUAAACAAGCAGUUAGGGAACUGCGGCGUCAAAUCUCUUGUCUUUCUUCCAGAGUACCAUCAACAUUUUCCUUCAGACAGCUCUCUCCAUCACUAAUAAGGAUUUAUUUCCUAUGUUCCCCAUCAAAUGGACGAGAGACAACUCUUUUUUUCUGUGAUGUGGAUGCAACUCUUGCUUGGGAACUUGAAGGUUCUCCUCUAGUUUGGCAUGCAGCAAUAGACCCAAAUUUUCAAGUGAUGCCCACAGUUGGCAAAUUUUCUAAAGAAGAGCAGUUGCAGUGGGAAAGAAAGAGAUUAGUUACAUCUGGAAUUACUUCUUAUGAGCUUCAUCAUGAAUCUGGAAGGCUAAUCUUUCCCGCCGGUGGAUCUAUGUUCCAGUGCAUGGACCCAGGAAAUCAUAUCGUGAAUUUACAACCUAUCCAAUUAGAAACGAAUUGCGGUGGGGCUCGCCUUAACUGUCAAAUCUGCCCGAAUUUUUCCGAGUUAGUAGCCUUCGUAUCGAAUUCAGAUGUUUGGGUCGCGCACACCGAGUCAGGAAAUGAACAACGAUUAACAUGGGUCCAUACCAACAAAAAUAGCUUGGCAGCAGAUCCGUUAAGUGCAGGAAUCCCUUCUUAUGUUAUUCAAGAAGAAUUUUGCCGUUUUCAGGGCUUUUGGUGGCAGCCUGUAAUGACUGAUGGCAUUUUUCGAAUCCUUAUAGAAGAGGUGGACGAAUCCGAUGUAGGCAUAAUAAAGUUUCCGAGCUUCAACGGUGAUGGAGGGAUGGAAGAAUAUAGGUUCCCUCGAGCAGGAACUCCGAACGCCAAAUCGGAUCUAAAGAUGGUCACCUUUCAACUCAAUGAAAAGAACGAAUUUGUUGACAUUCAGUUACUUGAAUUGCCACAGCCCUUAGGAAUAAUGUUCCCGUCAGCCGAAUAUUUGACUCGAGCCGGGUGGACACCUCAAGGCGACCACGUCUGGGUGCAACUGGUUGACCGUUUGCAACAGAAACUUGAUUUGGUACUUAUUCCAGUCCACUUUUUCCGACCCUGUCGUGCCACACGGAGGGCUAAUUUUAUCGAAACCAGUACGUCAUUGUCUCCCAUAUGCCGUCUGCCAGCCCAGAUGUUAUGCAGUGUCUUCAGUCAAAAUUGGAUCAAUGUCCACGAUAUCCUGCAUUUUCUGCCAUUGGAUGAACCGGACAUGAUGCGAUUCAUUUUUGCUUCCGAAGAAACUGGCUACCGUCAUUUGUACCUUUACACAGUUCAGCUUGCUGUCUCCCCAAACAAGGCCUCAAUUACUGACGGAGUUUGCCGAGCCACGCAAGUUGAUAAACAACCAUUGACUAGCGGUGAAUGGGAAGUGCUAGACCAGUGGUUGUGGGUGGAUCAUAAAUUCGGACUGGUCUAUUUUAUGGGAUUGCGUGACUCUCCAUUGAGCUCUCACUUAUACGUCACAUCUUACAACCGACCAGGUUCAAACAUUGUUCGUUUGACACAGAAUGGCUACUCGCACACUGUUUCCAUGAAUAAGGAAUGCACAAUAUUUGUGACAGUCUACAGCAAUACUCAAUCGAUGCCAGCCUGCCAAGUAGUGGCCUUGGAACCUCCAGCCGAUUUAGUUCAUCCUGUACCCCUGGCUUUCUUAGUCGAACCAGCCCUUCCAGAUCAGUGGUAUCAGCCACCAGAACUAUUCAGUCACGUGAUCUCUUCCGGUGACAGACUUCACGGAAUGAUAUUUCGACCGCACAAUUAUCGACCCGGACAAAAGUAUCCAACCGUUCUCAACAUCUAUGGGGGCCCUGAAGUUCAGUUGGUCACAAAUACGUUCAAGGGUCUGCGACAAUUACGACUGCACAUGCUGGCCGCUCUUGGUUAUUGCGUCGUCACCAUUGAUUCAAGGGGAUCGCAAAAUCGCGGCGUCAACUUUGAGAGUCACAUCAAAGGACGAUUGGGCACAGUUGAGCUUCACGACCAAGUUGAAGUGUUGCAGUGGGUAGCGGAGACGAUGAGCUGCAUCGAUCUCAACCGCGUCGCAAUUCACGGCUGGUCAUAUGGUGGAUACCUCAGUCUCCUUGGAUUAGCUCAAUAUUCCCAUGUCUUCAAGGUUGCCAUUGCUGGAGCGCCAGUCACUUCAUGGAACUUGUACGAUACAGGUUACACCGAGAGAUAUCUGGGUCAACCGCAGACCAAUCAAAUCGGCUACAAGAACGGAUCCGUGCUGAGCUACGUGAACCAAUUCCCAGAUCAAGAAAACCGGUUGCUGAUUAUUCAUGGGAUGAUCGACGAAAACGUGCAUUUUGCCCACACUAGUCAGCUAAUCAAUGCUUUAGUUCGGUCUGGGAAACCCUAUCAGCUUCAGGUGUACCCUAACGAGCGCCACAGUUUGCGUCAUUUAGAUGCUAGCGAGCACUACGAAACCGUCUUACUUACAUUCUUACGCAAUUGUUUAUAGAAUGAAUUUAAAUGGGGAGAAUGGGAUACCUCUUGGGAACGAGAGAGUGGUUCUUAAUUUUGUGACAACCUAUUCGUUAACGAGUAUAACCUUGUGUUUGUAUGUGUCUUGAGUUUAUGUGACUGUGAUUCAUCCAUUGAUGCGCAUGUGUGUUGUCACUGCCAUCUUUAUCGCCUCAACGGAGGUUCUACAGUGUCUCAGUAUAUCGUCAGUUAAUCACUCCAGGACGAAGGGGGCUUGCUUCACUUCAAACAUUAAUGUAUAGUAGCAGUCCAUGAAGAAACGGCACUAUUUUUUAGCCACUCUAUUUUUGAUUUUUUGUUGAUUUCUUUCCAUCGUCUACGGUGUUACUGUGCGACCGCACGGCAACACAUUGACUCAACUGUUAUUUUGAGCGGUGCCGCACGGUCCUCGGUAGCUUUUUUUCCUUCUUUCUAUAUUCUUUUGUGCUUUUUGCGAGAAGAACAUUUGGGCUAAAACUCUUUUGAUGUUUAGGAAAAGGUUUUUGUCGCAUCUUGCAUCUGCAUUUUUCGCGCAUAUGCUUGUGGUGAUUAUAAAUUGGCAGUUGAGUUCUUUCGAGCCCAUGUUGUUUGGUUUGUUUCAUUUCUUGGCCCCCUUUCCUAAUAUUCUUGUUCUUUUACUUUGACGGCUACGCUGUACUAUUUUCUUUCAUAAAUAAAUUCAUCGCUAACUUCCA